CACCUCCUCACCCACAAUCCCGUCGAGUUCCUCAGCUUCUCCAUUCUUGGCUCUUUUGAGGAUAACCAGCCAUGUCUCGUCAGUCUGUCUGCAGGAGCUUUGGAGGGGGGAGCAGAAGGGGCUUUAGCUCCUGCUCUGCAAUCGGUGGUGGCUUUGGAGGCGGCAGCCGGAGCAGGAGCAGCUACAGCUCGUACUCCGUGUCCAGGGGGUUCGGAGGUGGAGGACGGUGCGGGGGCUUCGGCAGCCGGAGCCUGCACAGCAUGGGGGGCAGCGCCAGGAUGUCCAUGGGCGGGUGCUACGGUGGCGGGUACGGCAGCAGGAUGGGCGGCUUUGGCGGGAGCUAUGGGGGUCUUGGCAGUUUUGGGGGCGGAAUGGGUGGAGGAGGAGGAGGAAUGUGUGGCUUUGGAGGAAUGGGUGGAGGUGGAAUGGGGGGUGGAGGAGGAAUGGGUGGCUUUGGUGGUGGGAUGGGUGGCUUUGGUGGCGGGAUGGGUGGUGGAGGAAUGGGUGGCUUUGGUGGCCCAGGCUUUGGCAUGGGUGGCCCUGGGAGAGGUGGCCCUGGGAUCCAGCCAGUGCAGAUUGACACAACCCUCCUGCGUCCGGUCCAUGUGGAGAUUGAUCCCCAGAUCCAGCAAGUCAAAAACCAGGAGAAGGAGCAGAUCAAGACCCUGAACAACCAGUUUGCCUCCUUCAUCGACAAGGUCCGAUUCCUGGAGCAGCAGAACAAGGUGCUCUCCACCAAGUGGGAGCUGCUCCAGCAGCAAGGGCCGUCAGGGCCGAGGAAGAACCUGGAUGUGAUCUUUGAGAAUUACAUCCAGAACCUGCGGAGGCAGCUGGAAUCAAUCCUGGCACAGCGGGGCCAGCUGGAAUCGGAGCUGCAGAACAUGCAGCAGUACGUCGAGGAUUACAAAACCAAGUAUGAGGAGGAGAUCAACCGGCGCACGACAGCCGAGAAUGAGUUCGUGGUGCUGAAGAAGGACGUGGACAGUGCCUACAUGACCAAAGUCGAGCUGGAAGCCAAGGUGGGAGCUCUGACAGAUGAAAUCAACUUCCUGAGGUGCAUCUACGAGGAGGAGCUGUCUCAGAUGCAGACGAUCAGCCGGGACCUGUCCGUGGUGGUGUCCAUGGACAACAACCGGCACCUGGACCUGGACAGCAUCAUCGAGGAGGUUCGGCGCCAGUACGAGCAGAUCGCCCAGAGCAGCCGGGCUGAGGCUGAGGCCUGGUACCAGAGCCAGUACGAGCAGCUCCAGAGCACGGCCGGCCGGCACGGGGACAACCUCCGCAACACCAAGAUUGAGAUCCAGGAGCUGACCAGGAACAUCCAGAGGCUGCGGGCUGAGAUUGAGAACGUGAAGAAGCAGAACCAGCAGCUGCAGGCAGCCAUUGCUGAGGCUGAGGAGAGGGGAGAGAUGGCUCUCAAAGAUGCCAGGUUGAAGCUGGAAGAGCUGGAGAGUGCCCUGCAGAAGGACAAGGAGGAACUGGCUCGCCUGCUGAAGGAGUACCAGGAGCUGCUGAAUGUCAAGAUUGCACUGGAUGUUGAGAUUGCCAUGUACAGGAAGCUGCUGGAGGGGGAGGAGAACAGGCUGUGCAACGAUGGCAUGUCCAACGUCAAUGUCUCUGUGGUGGGCAGGACGACUGUCUCUGGAGUCAGAGGAGGCAUGGGAGGCGGAUUCGGAGGCAGCGGCAUGGGAGGAGGAUUCGGAGGCGGAAUGGGAAUGGGUGGCUUUGGUGGUGGAAUGGGUGGUGGAAUGGGUGGUGGGGCAGGAAUGGGUGGCUUUGGUGGUGGAAUGAGCAGUGGGGGAAUGGGUGGAAUGGGUGGCUUUGGUGGUCCAGGCUUCCCUGGAGGCAUCCAGCCAGUGCAAGUUGACCCCAGCCUCCUGCGUCCGGUCCACGUUGAGAUUGAUCCCCAGAUCCAGCAAGUCAAAAACCAGGAGAAGGAGCAGAUCAAGACCCUGAACAACCAGUUUGCCUCCUUCAUCGACAAGGUCCGAUUCCUGGAGCAGCAGAACAAGGUGCUCUCCACCAAGUGGGAGCUGCUCCAGCAGCAAGGGCCAUCAGGGCCGAGGAAGAACCUGGAUGUGAUCUUUGAGAAUUACAUCCAGAACCUGCGGAGGCAGCUGGAAUCAAUCCUGGCACAGCGGGGCCAGCUGGAAUCGGAGCUGCAGAACAUGAGGCAGUACGUGGAGGAGUUCAAAACCAAGUAUGAGGAGGAGAUCAACCGUCGCACGGCUGCUGAGAACGAGUUUGUGGUGCUGAAGAAGGAUGUGGACUGUGCCUACAUGACCAAAGUCGAGCUGGAAGCCAAGGUGGGAGCUCUGACAGAUGAAAUCAACUUCCUGAGGUGCAUCUACGAGGAGGAGCUGUCUCAGAUGCAGACGAUCAGCCGGGACCUGUCCGUGGUGGUGUCCAUGGACAACAACCGGCACCUGGACCUGGACAGCAUCAUCGAGGAGGUUCGGCGCCAGUACGAGCAGAUCGCCCAGAGCAGCCGGGCUGAGGCUGAGGCCUGGUACCAGAGCCGGUAUGAAGAACUCCAGAACACUGCUGGGAAACACGGGGACAGCCUCCGCAACACCAAGAUUGAGAUCCAGGAGUUGUCCAGGAAUGUCCAGAGGCUGCGGGCUGAGAUUGAGAAUGUGAAGAAGCAGAACCAGCAGCUGCAGUCAGCCAUCGCUGAGGCUGAGGAGAGGGGGGAGAUGGCCAUCAAGGAUGCCAGGAGGAAGCUGGAGGAGCUGGAAUGUGCCCUGGGCAAGGAUAAGGAGGAGCUGGCUCGCCUGCUGAAGGAGUACCAGGAGCUGCUGAACACCAAAAUUGCACUGGAUGUUGAGAUUGCCAUGUACAGGAAGCUGCUGGAGGGGGAGGAGAACAGGCUGUGCAACGACAGCAUGUCCAACGUCAAUGUCUCUGUGGUGGGCAGGACGACUGUCUCUGGAGUCAGAGGAGGCAUGGGAGGCGGAUUCGGAGGCAGCGGCAUGGGAGGAGGAUUCGGAGGCGGCAGCUGUGGAAUGGGAGGAGGAUUCGCAGGCGGCAGCGGCAUGGGAGGAGGAAUGGGAGGAGGCGGCAUCUGCGGAGGAGGCAGCAGCUUUGGAGGAGGCAGCAUGGGCGGCAGCUGUGGGAUGGGGGGAGGAAUGUACGGCGGCGGCUUCUCCUCUGGAAGCGGAAGGAUGUGCGGCUCUGGCGGGGGAUCCUCCUCCGUGCGGAGAUGUGUCACCACCACCUCGGUCAAAUCUUCGGGAGUGAGAGAAGCAGUCAUGUCUCGUCAGUCUGUCUGCAGGAGCUUCGGAGUUGGGAGCAAAAGGGGAUUCAGCUCCUGCUCUGCUGUUGGUGGUGGCUUUGGAGGCGGCAGCCGGAGCAGGAUCAGCUACAGCUCGUUCUCCACAUCCAGGGGGAUUGGAGGUGGCAGUGGACGCUGUGGAGGAUUCAGCAGCCGGAGCCUCCACAACCUGGGGGGCAGCACAAGGAUUUCCAUGGGCAGCUCUUAUGGCAGUGGCUACGGAUGUAGAAUUGGUGGCUUUGGUGGAGGAUUUCCAGGAGGAUUUGGUGGCAUUGGAGGAGGUGUAAUUGGUGGAGGAAUGGGAUGCUUUGGUGGCCCCAUCAGAGGUGGCCCUGGGUUCCCUGGAGGCAUCCAACCGGUGCAGGUGGACCCAACCCUCCUGCGGCCAGUCCACGUUGACAUUGACCCUCAGAUCCAGCAAGUGAAGUGCCAGGAGAAGGAGCAGAUCAAGACUCUGAACAACCAGUUUGCCUCCUUCAUUGACAAGGUCCGAUUCCUGGAGCAGCAGAACAAGGUGCUCUCCACCAAGUGGGAGCUGCUCCAGCAGCAAGGGCCGUCAGGGCCAAGGAAAAACCUGGAUGUGAUCUUUGAGAAUUACAUCCAGAACCUGCGGAGGAGACUGGAGUCUCUGCUGGGGCAGCGGGGCCAGCUGGAAUCCGAGCUGCAGAACAUGAGGCAGUACGUGGAGGAGUUCAAAACCAAGUAUGAGGAGGAGAUCAACCGUCGCACGGCUGCUGAGAACGAGUUUGUGGUGCUGAAGAAGGAUGUGGACUGUGCCUACAUGACCAAAGUCGAGCUGGAAGCCAAGGUGGGAGCUCUGACAGAUGAAAUCAACUUCCUGAGGUGCAUCUACGAGGAGGAGCUGUCUCAGAUGCAGACGAUCAGCCGGGACCUGUCCGUGGUGGUGUCCAUGGACAACAACCGGCACCUGGACCUGGACAGCAUCAUCGAGGAGGUUCGGCGCCAGUACGAGCAGAUCGCCCAGAGCAGCCGGGCUGAGGCUGAGGCCUGGUACCAGAGCCGGUAUGAAGAGCUCCAGAGCACGGCUGGCCGGCAUGGGGACAGCCUCCGCAACACCAAGAUUGAGAUCCAGGAGUUGUCCAGGAAUGUCCAGAGGCUGCGGGCUGAGAUCGAGAAUGUGAAGAAGCAGAACCAGCAGCUGCAGUCAGCCAUCGCUGAGGCUGAGGAGAGGGGGGAGAUGGCCAUCAAGGAUGCCAGGAGGAAGCUGGAGGAGCUGGAAUGUGCCCUGAGCAAGGAUAAGGAGGAGCUGGCUCGCCUGCUGAAGGAGUACCAGGAGCUGCUGAACAUCAAGAUUGCACUGGACGUUGAGAUUGCCAUGUACAGGAAGCUGCUGGAAGGGGAGGAGAACAGGCUCUGCUUAGAGAACCCCUCCAACGUGAAUGUCUCUGUGGUGGGCAGAACCACCGUGUGCGGAGGCAGAUCUGGCAGCUUUGGAGCCAGCAAUGGCCUGGGUGGAGGAGUGUGCACGGUUGGCGGUGGAGUGUGCACGGUUGGUGGCGGGAACAUCAUUAGUGGCAGCUGUGGUGUGGGAGGAGGGAUCCUCAGUGGUGGCUUCUCCUCUGGGAGCGGGAGGAUGUGCAGCACUGCAGGUGGCAACUUCAUGGCUGGCGGGGGCUCCUCCUCUGUGCGGCGAUGCGUCACCACCACAACGGUCAAAUCCUCUGGAGUCAAAUACUGA
Vidua chalybeata is the source of this 4973-nucleotide messenger RNA. RefSeq lists its product as uncharacterized. The transcript is spliced from 27 exons. Bases 72 to 4973 code for a protein of 1633 amino acids. Gene Ontology annotation, biological process: intermediate filament organization; keratinization. Lineage: Eukaryota; Metazoa; Chordata; Aves; Passeriformes; Viduidae. Gene Ontology annotation, molecular function: structural constituent of skin epidermis. Gene Ontology annotation, cellular component: keratin filament. The record is from RefSeq and is a predicted model, not a curated record.